GACCGCCGCGUCGCGCGCACGUUCGUCCUACUCCUCGAAUUUCGAAAAAACAUCGCGUUGUAACAUUUGUAUGAAGUUUUAGUGAAUAGUUGAUCAGUGAUGGUUUUCAAAAAGACUUUCUGGAUUUUGUUCGUAAAUGUCAUGCUUUUGAAGAGUGUCAUGAAUGGAGAACCAGAACACACAACAAAAGAAACAAGACCAGAAUACAUCCACCCUGACGGUCUACUGAACUUCGAUCCAUAUCUAUCAGACUUCAAGACAGAGACAGAAGAAGAAGAUGACUACAUACCAUUACCAGAAAACGAGGAAACGAUAGAUGGACUUCCAAUAUUUCUUUUAGAACCCAAAAAUUCAUACGUUCUAAGAAAUAGACCCGCGAAUUUGCUCUGUAGGGCAGCAAAUGCCCUCGAAGUAUAUUUCAAGUGCAAUGAUGUGAGGUCCGAUAAAAGUGUUCAGUUGGAACACGUGGACCCUCAUAACGGAGUCAGGGUUGUUGAAGCAGAACUCAAUGUGACGAGAAAUGAGCUGGACGGAGCCAAUAAGAAGUAUAGCUGCAAAUGUUACGCGUGGAACAGCAAGGGGAAGAUAAGGAGUCAAGCUGUUUUAAUUGAAUUUGCUUACAUAAAGAAGCAGUUCCUACAGCAGCCUCUAUCAUCCACAAUAGAAGCUGGUAGAGGAGUGACAUUCAGAUGUGUGCCACCACCAGCAGCACCGCCACCUACCAUCAAAUGGACCAGAAAUGGAGUUGCCAUUGAACCCACUGUUGAAACUCUUGUGCUACCAAAAGUUGGUUUGCAGGACAUGGCCAACUACACUUGCGUGGCAGAAAACAUCGCAGGUCGGCGGGAGUCCGACGUCGCUGUUUUGUCUGUGUACGUAAACGGCGGGUGGUCGGAAUGGUCACCGUGGGCACCAUGUCGAUGUGGUUCCACCACGAGUGGCCGGCGCCGGUCACGCAGCUGCACAGAACCACCUCCAGCAAACGGUGGCGCUCCAUGUAGAGGACACUCUUCACAGAGCGAUGAGGACUGCGUCACAUGUCAAAGCAGUGGUACCUGGUCUGCCUGGGCCUCGUGGUCUUCAUGCAGCGUUGACUGCGUGAGGGUAAGGAGGAGACAAUGCUCAGGAAAUAACUGCCAAGGAUCCACACUACAACAUGCUGCCUGUGUUGACGGAUUAUGCACUAGUGGAAUGAGGUUCUACACUAAUAACACAACGCUCUACGUUGGUAUCGGCAUCACAGUCGCCAUGCUUCUCGCUGGAGUGGCCAUCUUAUACGUCUGGUGCAAAUACAGGGGCAGGCCUGGAUAUUCUGCUGGCAGAAUAGGUAUACCAAAGACACAUUCAGGCAGGGACAAAGGCAGCACGGCGCCGGACCUGACGAGGACCUGCAACGAGUACUGGAUGCAGGGACCUGACAACCAUUAUGACAUGCCACAUGUCAGAGACAGCUAUUCAUCCCCAUUUGGGAACCGGAGUAGACAUCAGUCGUCAGCUGGAAGUAACCAUUACGAGAUGAAGCCUUACAGCCCUUCCGGAGACUCGGCGUCCAGUUGUUAUACCAACUCUAGGACAAUGACGUCACGGUCUAGUGAAUGUUCAUCUCAGUUAGCAGAGCUCGUGACAGCAUCACCUACCUCCAUGUCAAAGGUGGAUGUAGCGGUGACGUUACCUACAGGACACUUAGACACCAGCUAUAGAGACAAAAUUUGUUUGACUAUUGUCAAGUAAUUUCGGUUAUGUUGUUUUGGGAACUGUAUUACAGUCGUCAAAGGAUUUUGAACCUUAAAAAAUGUUCUGUUAAAAUUGAUUUUAUAGAUGAUGUUCAAUUGAUUCUUGAAUUUACCGCAGCUUGUUAACAUUUCAAUUUGUGUCUUUUAUUAAAGAUUUCUAUUUGCUUCUCUACGGUUACCAGUUUACAUAAAAUUAAAUUAAUGAAGUCAGUUUCGUUUUCAUCUAUUUUUAAACGGUCUUGUAUAACUGCCUUACCAGUCUAAAGGGCGACGUUUUCUGUCGUAACAGAACCAGAAUUAUGUAAUGCUUGGUCUGUAAUUAUGUGCAUCCGUACAUCUAUUAACAUAUCUAAUUUAAUCACGAUGCAAAUGUUACUAAGUACCUAUACACGACCAUAGAUCAGGCUGUAUUAACCAGUUUAUAAUGUUCUCACUUUCUAUGAUCUUUCCGCACAUUCAGCGGUCAGAUUAUACUGGAUUUGCAUCCCUUGAUGUGUAGCCUUCUUCAAAUACAUUUAUGGGAGAAAUUUUAUAUCUUUUAGCUCCAAAGGAUGUACGAAUGAACAGAACGGUAACAAACAACUCAUGUUAUUUAUUUAUUUCUUUUUAUAUGAAUAUUAUUAGAAAUUAAAUUUGUAUUUUAUUCGUAUUUAUUCCAAAUUUAACUUUAUUUAGUUUACGAAUUGGUACGGGUAUUAAAAUAGUUAUUUGGAUUGUGUUUUUGAUCAAUAUUGAAAAUUUUUUCGGCCUAACUUUGUCAAUAGCAGAUUUUGUGUUACAAGAACAAUAAUUUCAUUUAAAAGACUGAAUGGACUACAAUGAAACAACUGCCAAUUUGAUACGCAUUUACGAUUAUUGUUUUGUUAUUAAGCUUUGUAUUAUAUUCGACUAAUUACGUAUUCAAUGAAAAUAUUCAUUUUGUCCGUAGCGAUAGGUACUGUGUAAAGUGCUACUUAGAUAGUGAUAUUGGCUUUUGAUAUUUAUAGUAUAGGUGCCCAUGUUUAGGAAACUAUGCCAUGAUGUAAAUUGUUUUCAUAGACAUUACUGAGUCUGAAAUCGUGCCUAAUAAGUACAUAGGUUUAUGGCAAUCCGGAGCUGCGGGCUACCUAGCAGAUUAACUGGGGCUCCGGCACAAAAAGCAAGAGUAGGAACGGAGUAGUUUUUAUUCAGUAACAGUCUGAUACUCUCGCCUUGCCCAAGGCGGGAGAAGUAAUUGGAUGAUUAUCUUCCAUAAAAAAAUAAAAACUCAAAUCUGUCAUUUGUCAUAGUUAUAACACAUAGGUAACAAAGGCAACAAAAAUGGGUGUUUUUGUCCAAUAAACCUCUGCGAAUCCUAUUUCGGCAUACAGGCGUGAUUUUUCAAGCUCAGAGGGGAUUCAAAAACCUAAUGUUUUAAGAGCCUUUUGCUCUAUUUUCAUAGCGCGCCUUUUUACUUUUUGUUUUUUUUUUUUAAUAGGGCGUCCAGGGAGCUUUGCUUGUGUAUAGUGCCUAAAUGGAAGCUUCUAUCUUUUCGAAGCAAAAUGUUAAUAAUAAAAUAGUAGACGUCUGUAAUAUUUUCAUUGAAUACCUACAUUAGUUUUUAGUUGUAAGUUAACAUGUAGAUACUAACUGAAUGUAAAUUUUGUAUUUAAAUCUGUGAUAUUAAAUAAAUUAAUUUGUAACAUUUC
Molecule: messenger RNA, 3400 nt
Organism: Spodoptera frugiperda (fall armyworm)
Lineage: Eukaryota; Metazoa; Arthropoda; Insecta; Lepidoptera; Noctuidae
Product: netrin receptor unc-5
Exons: 10
Coding region: 100-1731 (543 amino acids)
Source: RefSeq, a predicted model, not a curated record